Molecule: messenger RNA, 1779 nt
Organism: Fonsecaea erecta
Lineage: Eukaryota; Fungi; Ascomycota; Eurotiomycetes; Chaetothyriales; Herpotrichiellaceae
Exons: 4
Coding region: 1-1779 (592 amino acids)
Molecular function (GO): FAD binding; oxidoreductase activity
Source: RefSeq, a predicted model, not a curated record
AUGAAUAACUUUCUGCCCUGGGAGUCUUGGACGAGCUUUGUGUUCUUUCUCGCCUCCCUACAAUAUGCCCUUGCUGGACCUGCUAUAUAUUGCAAACCAAUCCCGUCCUCAUCAAGCUGGCCUGCUCAGUCGGCGUGGCAAGAGUUGAAUACAACGGUUUCUGGCAAGCUUUUUGCAGACGUCCCCCCUGGAUCUGUCUGUCACCCGGGAAAUGCUUUGUUCAACAACGCCACAUGCACAUUUGUUCUUUCCCAAUGGGCGAACUCGAGCUUCCACGCCAACAAUCCCAUCUCUGUUGACUACAACGAUGAUGGAUGUCUGCCGUCUUCUCUGGCCCCUUGCUCAGCGGCUGCUUACCCGUCGUAUGUGGUCCAUGCCACCAAAGUGUCUGAUGUACAGGCGGCGGUCCAAUUUGCCAGGAAGACAGGUAUCAGGUUAAUAGUGAAAGGAACUGGCCAUGAUCUCCUAUCCAGAUCAUCUGGUGGACAAUCUUUGUCUAUUUGGACACACAACAUUGUGGGAAUCUCAGUGAACUCUAGUGACGCUCGGGCACUGCCGUAUGGUGGAGUUGGCUCCGUCAAAAUUGCCGCUGGAUCAAGGAUGAUGGAGGUCUACCAGGCGGUCGCAGAAUACAACUUAACGGUUAUCGCAGGCGGUGACAUGUCAGUCGGCAUUGGUGGAUGGGUCCUGGGAGGUGGCCAUUCUCCCAUCAGCUCGACAUACGGACUUGGAGCCGACCAAGUCCUCGAGAUGGAAGUGGUCACUCCAGACGGCAGGUUUCUCACCAUCAACGAGAACUCGUAUCCCGAUCUGUUCUGGGCAAUGCGAGGGGGAGGAGGCUCCACCUUCGGCGUUCUCAUCAGCGUGACCAUGAAGGUCUAUCCAACCCUUCCCGGCAGCCUGACGAUCUUUUCUGUCAACACCACUUCGAACAGCGACACGUUUUGGUCAAUUUCUUCGUAUUUCACAUCACAAGUGCCCAGCCUCUCGGACAAGGGAGCGAACGGCUACCAUUAUUUUAUCCCCUAUGCACCGGGAACCCCCCCCGACCAACUAGGUAUUAUCAUUGGUGGCUUUUUCUUCCCUAAUAAAACUCCUGCCCAGGUCAACGAGGUCAUGGAUCCGGUGUUGACCAAGAUCAACACGACGAACUGGGGUGACAAGGUCUUUAUUGCAAACGAAACCAUCCCCAUCCAGGAUUUCAAUAAGUUUUGGAUGACGAACCAACCCGAGGCUGUUGGACCAUCAGAGCGUCUAGGCUCACGCCUCCUGACCCGUAGUGCGCUUACUGGGAACCAGACAGCACUGCAAAAUGCACUACGUACAGCCUCCAACGGCACCUGGACACUCCUCAAUCACCUUGUUGCCGGAAAGGGGGUGCGAGAUGCUAAAAUACCUGGUGGGAACAAUUCAGUGUGUCCUGCAUGGCGAAACGACACCUACAUUCACUUCGUUACCUACCGAACGUGGACACCCUUGAACCAGACCGAGAAGACGGCGGUGACGGAUGAGUUGCGCAACAGCGCCAUUGAAGCCCUGCGUGUCCUCGAUCCGCACACGGGUGCGUACGUUAAUGAGGCUGAUCCAACAGAGCCUGAUUGGCAAAAAACCUUCUGGGGCACCAACUACCCGCGGCUUUUGUCUCUCAAAAAGAAAUACGACCCGAAAGGCAUCUUCUGGUGUAAACCCUGCGUUGGCAAUGAAUUGUGGAACGUUACGGGCAGUUCUGUAUACCAGGACGGCAUUGGCGAGGAUGGCGGCAGGAUCUGUCAAGCCUAG